This is a messenger RNA of Prunus avium (sweet cherry), 1307 nucleotides long. The record is from RefSeq and is a predicted model, not a curated record. Lineage: Eukaryota; Viridiplantae; Streptophyta; Magnoliopsida; Rosales; Rosaceae.
AUGGCUCAUGCUUUCCUUCUCUUCGUCUUAUUCCCUUACAUUAUAUCCACAAAUAUUCAUGCCUGCAAACAAACUAAAUGCAGGUCCCUUCUGUCCUUUGCCUCCACUCUCUCUUCUCCUCCUUUAAAUUGGACAUCCAUUGAUUGCUGUCGUUGGAAGGGAAUCACUUGUGAUCAAGAUGGUUGGGUCACUUGUUUGCUCUUACCUUCCAAAGGGCUUAAAGGAGGUAUCUCUCCCUCUUUACUUGGAAAUCUCACAUAUCUCACCCACUUGAACCUUUCCCACAAUUCCCUAUAUGGUUCACUUGAAACUCAGUUCUUCUUGUCUUUGAAUCAACUUGAGAUCCUUGAUUUGAGCUAUAACCGUCUUUCUGGAGAGCUGCCACUUUCUCUACCAUCCAGCAAUAUCCAAAUAGUUGAUUUGUCAAGCAAUCUCUUCUUUGGUGCAAUUCCAUCUUCAUUCUUCCAACAAGCUAGCAACUUGACUAGUUUCAAUGUCAGCAACAAUACCUUCACCGAGUAUGUUCCGUCCUCUAUUUGUCUCCAUCUUUCUCCCUCCCUUAGGCUAUUGGAUUUUUCUUCCAAUGUAUUCAGUGGCAACCUUGCUCCUGGGCUAGGGAAGUGUUCUAAACUGCAGGUUUUUCGUGCUGGUCAUAAUAACCUCUCAGGAUUAUUUCCAGAAGAUAUCUAUAAUGUUACCAAACUUGAAGAAAUUGCAUUACCUCUCAAUUCACUACAUGGAGCCAUUAGUGAUAAAAUUGUCAACCUCACCAACCUUGCCAUCCUUGACCUUUCCUCUAAUCAUUUUGGCGUGGAGCUUCCUCUCAAUUUGGGGAAGCUCUCCAAGUUGAAGUUUGUGACCUUUGAUUUCAACACUUUAGAAGGUGCUUUGCCCCCAUCUUUGAUGAAUUGCACAAACCUUGUAGAAUUCCGUUUGGGAGACAACAACUUGGAAGGAGAUAUCUCCAUGCUUGAUUUCUCAAGAUUGAGUCAACUUAUUAAACUUGACCUAAGGAUGAAUAACUUCACUGGUACGGUUCCAGUAAGCCUUUACUCAUGUAGGUCCCUAAAAGCCAUUCGAUUGGCUGGAAAUCAUCUAGAGGGACAAAUACGAGUUGAGAUUCUUUCAUUGAAAUCCUUGUCCUUCCUCUCGCUUGGUUAUAACCGAUUCACCAACCUCACAGGGGCAAUGAAGAUAUUGAUGAGUUGCAAAAGUCUUCACGCACUCCUGCUUGGUGGUGCCUUUGAUGGUGAGGGAAUGCCAUCUGAUGAUGACAUGGUUGAUUUUGACGGAUUCCAAAAUCUUCG